AUGGCCGAGACUGCUGCCCCUGAGACGCCUGCACCGGCCGCUGCCGUAAAGGAAUUCACGAUGGAAGAUGUGGCUCCUCACAACACCACGGAGGACUGCUGGAUGGUCAUUCGUGAAGACGGAGUCCGCAAGGUAUAUGACGUCACUGCCUUCCUGGACGACCACCCGGGCGGCCCGGAGAUUAUGGUGGACGUGGCUGGUCAGGACGCCACCGACGAGUUCGAAGACAUCGGCCACUCGAACGACGCACGUGCGCAACUUAAGCAGUUCGAGAUCGGCAAGAUCAAGGGCGAUGCCAAGAAGGAGGCAACCGCUACGACCAGCGCUGGUGGCUCUAAGGUCUCGGCUAGCGGGCGACAGGAUAUUAGCGGUGACAACGGUCCGCUCUACGCCGUACUGGCGGCUGCGGUGGUCUUCACCGCGCUCUACUUCAAGUACCAGUAA
Phytophthora infestans T30-4 is the source of this 444-nucleotide messenger RNA. RefSeq names its product cytochrome b5. Lineage: Eukaryota; Oomycota; Peronosporomycetes; Peronosporales; Peronosporaceae. Bases 1 to 444 code for a protein of 147 amino acids. Gene Ontology annotation, cellular component: membrane; intracellular membrane-bounded organelle. The transcript has a single exon. The record is from RefSeq and is a predicted model, not a curated record. Gene Ontology annotation, molecular function: heme binding.